Molecule: messenger RNA, 1689 nt
Organism: Torulaspora globosa
Lineage: Eukaryota; Fungi; Ascomycota; Saccharomycetes; Saccharomycetales; Saccharomycetaceae
Gene: RFT1
Product: glycolipid translocation protein
Exons: 1
Coding region: 1-1689 (562 amino acids)
Biological process (GO): glycolipid translocation; dolichol-linked oligosaccharide biosynthetic process
Cellular component (GO): endoplasmic reticulum membrane
Source: RefSeq, a predicted model, not a curated record
AUGGAGAAAAAGGCGUCUCACAGGGCCCCGACGGUGCCGACUGCUGAGCAGAUCUUGGAGAAAUCGACCAGCGGGGCCACGUUCCUGAUGAUUGGCCAAUUGUUCACCAAGAUGAUCAGUUUCGUGCUCAACAGUGUGCUUGUGCGGUUCCUGUCGCCGAGGAUUUUCGGAAUCACAGCUUUCCUGGAGUUCAUUGUGGGUACAGUGCUGUUCUUCAGCAGGGAAGCGAUAAGGCUCUCUACGCUGAGAAUUAGGGACCGUGACGAUGAGGACGACGGCGUGGGUGACAGCUCGAAGGGCAGAUCCCGCGUAUACCAAACUGCUGUGAACUUUGGUCAUAUACCUUUGUGGAUUGGAUUCCCACUGUCGAUCGUGCUGAUCGCGUGGCAAUAUCGGAACAUCAAUGAGUACUUCACCAAUCUGCCUUACUUCACGCUUUCGAUCUUCCUUAUAUGGAUGAGCAUCGUCUUUGAGUUGCUGAGCGAGCCGCUGUUCAUCGUGAACCAGUUCAUGCUGAAUUAUGCGACGAGAUCACAGUUCGAGAGUGCCGCAGUGACUAUCGGUUGUUUCGUCAACUGUGGUGUCAUUUUGUCGUUUGAGAAACUGACGUCUUCUUCAGUCAGGACCGAGGCCUCUAGAGAGGGGACAGCUAUUCUCGCCUUUGCCCUCGGUAAGCUAGCACAUUCGAUGGCGCUUUUGGCCUGCUACUACUUGCAUUAUCUACGCAAUUUUAAGCCCAAGAACCUCUUCAGACUUCGAUUAACCAGGAUAUAUGCCGCAAACGCAAGGAAAGGAUAUUUCUUUCAGCACGACAUCUCAGAGCAUUUCAAAAAGGUUUACUUCCAGUUGUGUUUCAAACACUUACUCACCGAGGGCGACAAACUGAUCAUAAAUUCACUCUGCACAGUCGAGGAGCAAGGUAUCUAUUCGCUGCUUUCCAAUUAUGGGUCCCUCAUCACCAGACUAGUGUUCUCUCAAAUUGAAGAAUCUUUGAGGUUGCUCUUAGCUCGAUUGUUAGCCAAUGAGAGAGCCAAAAACUUGAAGCUUUCCAUGGAUGUUUUGCUUAAUAUAACGAGGUUUUACGCUUAUUUGUCGUUGUUGAUUCUCAUCUUUGGCCCAGUGAACUCACCGUUCCUGCUGCAGUUUCUGAUCGGAUCAAAGUGGUCCACAACUUCAGUGUUAGACACGAUCCGCAUCUACUGUUUUUACCUGCCAUUCUUAGCCAUGAACGGAGUCUUCGAAGCAUUCUUUCAAAGUACUGCCACUGGUGAUCAAAUUUUGAAGCACUCAUACUUCAUGAUGGUGUUCUCAGGCGUUUUCCUGGUGAACUGCUGGUUGCUCAUCGAAUAUUUCGGCCUUUCAAUUAACGGUUUGAUUAUCAGCAACAUUAUAAACAUGGCUCUUCGUCUCGGCUACUGUACCCAUUUCGUUAAUAUGUUCUACAAGAACUUGUCCACAGAAUCAUCGAGAUCAUUCUACAGUCUCCGCAAUGUUAAAGGAAUUACGCUCUUGAGCAUUGCAGUAUGGAUCGUCGACUGGUGGGUGAUCGGUUCUGUGAGAAAUUUCCACCAACUCUUCCUGAACGUUGCCUUGGCUUUACUCCUACUUUCAGUUAUUUUAUUCAUGGAAAGAGAGUCCCUGAGGACACUGAUUGGUAAGAGUAGAAUCUCCAGCUCGAAAAAUGUAUAG